AUGGGCAGCGCGUCGUCCCCGCCGCGGCGGCGGCGCCUGUCCACCUUCCACUUCCGCCCGCCGGCGGCGCUGGACAUCGGCCUCACCCUCACGGUGCACGCCACCAACCCAAACGUCGUGCCCGUGCGCUACGGGCCCUCCACCGUCUCCAUCCUCUACGGCGGCGCGCACCUCGGCACGGCGCGCCUCGACGCCGGCGGGCAGCCCGCCACGUCCUGCCGCCUGCUCCACCUCCCGGCGCGCCUCGACGGCGUCGAGCUCGCGCACCGCGCGCGCUCCAUCAUCUCCGACGUCGCGCGCCGCCACAUGGAGCUGGAAGCCACCGUCGAGAUCGCCGGCGAGGCGGCCGUGCUCCUCUGGUCCCGGCCCUUCUCCGUCCGCAUCGACAGCCACAUCACCGUCGACCCCCUCUUCCUGGAGGUGGUCGAGCAGGAGAACAGCUCGGAGAUGCAGCUCUACCUCGCCUGA
Panicum virgatum (switchgrass) is the source of this 468-nucleotide messenger RNA. RefSeq lists its product as uncharacterized. The transcript is spliced from 2 exons. Lineage: Eukaryota; Viridiplantae; Streptophyta; Magnoliopsida; Poales; Poaceae. The record is from RefSeq and is a predicted model, not a curated record. Gene Ontology annotation, cellular component: plasma membrane. Gene Ontology annotation, biological process: response to desiccation. Bases 1 to 468 code for a protein of 155 amino acids.